AUGAAUAUGCUACGCGCAAGAGGUGAAGGUGUUGGUACCGGCGGCUGCCCGAUCCCCGAUCACCUUUCAGGUGCUGGUGGUGGUCCGUUUGUGGGGAAAUUCACAUUUUAUCAAAUCAACAUGAUUUUCUCUGGUGCCUGCACGGUAGUAGUACUUUUUGUGACACUGGGUUUGAUGGCUCGACAUGCAGCCCGCAUGAGUAACCCCUCCGAACAAUUGAAGAUUAUGCGAGUUGUCAAUAUGAUCCCAUCAUAUCAGCUCUUAUGUUUUCUCUCUAUCUGCUUCCCCGAUGCAUAUCUCUACAUACAAGGGUUCACUGAGGUGUUCCAGGGCAUUGCUCUCUAUGCCUUCCUCAUGCUGCUUUGUGACUUCAUGGCUCCCACCGACCAGGACAAGGUGGAAUUCUUUUCGUCGUUGGAAACGAAGAGACAAUGGCAGCCAAAGAAGAAGAGAAAUGGGCUCGCAUUGCUCAGUCUGAGCUGGUGGUGUGUUCUGCAAUACCCCAUCAUCACCUGGGUUGCCGCCAUCGCGCAGGUGGUGACUCAGCCACUUCGUGUCUUCUGUCUUGAGAGCAAUGAGGUCCACUUUGCUCAUGUUUGGAUCACGGUCGUCACCUCCCUUUCUACAUCGGUGGCCGUCAACGCGAUCCUUCAAUUCUACACUAAGAUGAAGGGCUACAUGAAAGAACAUCACCCACUCACCAAGCUAGUUGCUUUCAAGCUGAUCGUCGGACUAGUCUGGAUAGAAAAGGUAAGCCGACAACUCACCGUAAACGAUGUACUAAUCGGCUUCCCAAAUCUGAUCAUCUGCUUCCAAAUGGUUCCGAUCUCUUUCUUCAUCUUAUAUGCGUACCCAACGAAACCCUACGCGAUUUCCUACAAAAGCAUCAACCUACGUCCUCGAGCAUACCAGGAAAUUCAAUCCGAUGGUGACGAGGAGAUGUUGACUACCGAAUCUCCCAAGUGUUACUACGGUGGUUGGAUGGGAUUGCGCGCUUGGUGCGUUUAUUUGAACCCAAUCAACCUGUGUCGUGAUGUCUGGUCAGCACAUAAGAUGAUCUCGACAUCUCGGGCUGUGCAUAAGGCUCAAAUGAGAGAGGAGAUGGAGAAAGAGCGGGAUGUAAUGCGGUAUGAGACAGGGACAAGCUAUGGUGUUACGCGGGCUGCAUGA
This is a messenger RNA of Penicillium salamii, 1170 nucleotides long. NCBI's taxonomy places the organism in Eukaryota, Fungi, Ascomycota, Eurotiomycetes, Eurotiales, Aspergillaceae. The record is from the annotation of a GenBank genome assembly.